Molecule: messenger RNA, 1126 nt
Organism: Talaromyces stipitatus ATCC 10500
Lineage: Eukaryota; Fungi; Ascomycota; Eurotiomycetes; Eurotiales; Trichocomaceae
Exons: 2
Coding region: 1-891 (296 amino acids)
Cellular component (GO): membrane
Source: RefSeq, a predicted model, not a curated record
AUGAUUAUCACAACCAAACAUAUCGCCAUUGCAGAGUUAGUGGUACAUAGCCCUGCUGCUCUAGUCUCUAUAUUUGUCGUCUUAAGACACGGCUUCCACCGUCAAUUGGGAUGGAUCUAUCUGUUUGUGCUCUGUGGUAUUCGAAUCGGAGGAGCUAUCAUGGAGAUCCGCAGUCACAAUGAUCCAAGUAAUACGAAUGAGGAGGAAUGGGUCAUUAUUUUGCAAUCUGUGGGAUUGUCGCUGCUGUUGCUGUCUAGUCUAGGGCUUUUGAAAAGAGUGGCCGGCAUUUACUCCAAAAGAGCCACAUCCAACUCCCGUCGAAGUCGAGCUGUUCAAAUUCUUCAUCUCCCAGCACUUAUCGCCCUUGUGCUCUCUAUCAUGGGUGGAACAGACCAAUUCUCUUCAGAUGUCUCGCAACAUGGCUCUGGGAAGACCAAAACCCGCGUCGGGGUUAUUCUCUUCCUAGCAGUCUACAUUUGUCUUUUCGUCCUGUGUAUGAUCACAAUUUCGGACGCUAGACUAAUGCAGCGCAGCCAGAAGCGUAUUCUUAUCUGCGUCCUAACCUCACUGCCAUUAAUCGCGGUGCGGUUGCUGUACUCUCUGAUUGGAGACUUUAGCAAUAACCCCGACAACCAGUUUUCCAUUGUCAAUGGGUUGCCUGUAAUUCAGCUGGCCAUGGUUACCAUUGAGGAAUUCCUGAUUGUUCUGAUGUACGCUAUUCUCGGUGUUUUCACGCCGCGUGCUUCCUCACCGAGUUUUGAGGUACCUUACGAACCUCAGCCACAGCAGUUGCUGCCACAAGUCCAGAACUAUGGUCAGGAACCUGUGAAUUAUGCAAAGUAUGCGGCCCAGAGUGCAUUCAACGGUAAUGCAUACAAUGGUCGACAGUGACCGUUAACGGUGUUUGGGAAUUUCUGUUACUUUUUACCAGUCGAUUUCAAUCACUCUGGAGAGUUUGAUGAGAAUGGAACUUGAUAUGUUUAUAUACGCUAUUCUCUUUUGCAUCUCAUCUAUGAUUGGUUCUGUGUAUGUUGAAUAUGUUUGUUUUCUUCACUUGUGGUCAAAAUAAAAUGUCUAGUCAGCUUGCUGCUGAAAUAUUUUAUUGCUCCAAUUCUAUGUUACAGAC